This is a messenger RNA of Perca fluviatilis (European perch), 1448 nucleotides long. RefSeq names its product neuritin 1a (gene nrn1a). The transcript is spliced from 3 exons. The coding region runs from base 159 to 575 and encodes 138 amino acids. NCBI's taxonomy places the organism in Eukaryota, Metazoa, Chordata, Actinopteri, Perciformes, Percidae. The record is from RefSeq and is a predicted model, not a curated record. Gene Ontology annotation, biological process: neuron projection extension; nervous system development. Gene Ontology annotation, cellular component: plasma membrane.
AAAGAGAGAGAGAGGAGAGACCAGAAAAGAAGAAAAAAAAAGAGAGAAGAGGAGGAAGAGAGGAAGAGGAAGAGAGGAAGAAGAGAGUUGGAUGUAGCUGCUGUUGUCGCGUGUUGUGUGUGUUUUUUGGGGAAUGUGCGGCUCGUCCUCCGCAGAGGAUGGGAGUAACCUGGGCUCUCUUUCUAGCUCUACACAUAGUCUCCGUGUUGCAGACGGUGCUGGUCAGCGCUGGUCAAUGUGACUCUGUGUUUAAAGGUUUCUCAGACUGUUUGCUUCAGUUGGGGGAGAACAUGGCCAACUAUCCCCAGGACCUGGACGACAGGGACAACCUGCACAAGAUCUGCAGUUACUGGGAUAACUUCCACUCCUGUGCCACGACGGCGCUGGCCGACUGCCAGGAGGGCGCCACGGACCUCUGGGAGAAACUGAAAAAGGAAUCCCGCAACCUGGAUUUCCGUGGGAGUUUGUUUGAACUCUGUGGCGGCGGAAACGCGGCGCCCAGAUCGGCCGACGCCAGGGGGCUCGCCUUGGUCCUGACCACGCUGCCAACCGUACUGACUUGGCUGGCGUUUUAACAAAAAAACAAAACAAAAGGAGAAACGUAACGACGACGACAACAACAGAAAAACCCAACGAAGAAAAUCAAAAGAAAACCACAAAUGAAAAAAGAAAACAGAAAACAGAGUGAUAGCUACUCUUCGAAACUGAAAAAAAUUAAAAAAAAACCAACAACAACAACAACUGAGUUUUGAAUUCAUCUGCAGAAAAAAACUAUACACACCCAAAAAUGGAUUUUUACUACAUCUCCGUAUAUGGCGGCCUGGUUUGCCUUUCCUGGGACAUCUGCAGGCCCGUCCUCCCGGAGCGCUCAUCCAAUCACACGCUGACCUGACCUCGGAGGUCGAUAACAUGAAAUAUUCAACGCGCCGUCGAGCUGGAAAUGAUGACAAUGAUGAAAAUUUGAUGGAUCCUCGCCCUGCUUACAAUCGUGGAAUUACACAGUGUUAAAGUCAACCAUGAAUUAUUGAUGUUUAGUAGGCUAGGCCUAGACAGCGCUCUGUGGCUGCCUGGUGCUGACACAAUAUCAGGCGCUACAUUAGGGUUCCCAUAUAGCCUGAGGUACACAUUCAAUAUCAGGCGCUACAUUAGGGUUCCCAUAUAGCCUGAGGUACACACUCAAUAUCAGGCGCUACAUUAGGGUUCCCAUAUAGCCUGAGGUACACAUUCAAUAUCAGGCGCUACAUUAGGGUUCCCAUAUAGCCUGAGGUACACACUCAUGUGUAACGUGAGGCCGAAGCUUAACGCCACAAAAUCAAUAGCUGCAUCUCAUGUUCCUUAAGUUGCACUCCCUUGACUUCCCUUGACUCCUCGCGUCUUAUUCCCUCCCACCGAGAAGGCACACGAUUCUUUAAGGUUUAUUUAGAUAGGGACAGAUACAAAAAAAAAAA